Molecule: messenger RNA, 813 nt
Organism: Panicum virgatum (switchgrass)
Lineage: Eukaryota; Viridiplantae; Streptophyta; Magnoliopsida; Poales; Poaceae
Product: probable calcium-binding protein CML10
Exons: 1
Coding region: 204-485 (93 amino acids)
Molecular function (GO): calcium ion binding
Source: RefSeq, a predicted model, not a curated record
GAACGGCACAACAACGCUAGCAGCCUAAGCCUAGCAGAAUAGCAAUCGACGAGGGGGCUAAUUAGCAUGCUGCCAACACCACUAUAAAAGGAGGGAUCAUCGAUAGAUCAACUUGCACUCCUACCAGAACAGCUGGCAAUCGACGAGAGGGGGCCAUCUAGCUCUUCUCUUCAGGUUGCAACACACACAGACACACACAAGCCAUGGCGAUCCGGGGCGUCGCCUCCUCCCGCGACCGCGAGGACAUGACGCUGGAGGAGUUCAAGGAGUGGCUCAAGCAGUUCGACGCCGACGGCGACGGCCGGAUCAGCAGGAACGAGCUCCGGGAGGCCCUCCGCCGCCGCGGCGGGUGGUUCACCACCUUGAGGAGCGGCCGCGCCCUUCGCCAGGCCGACAAGAACAACAGCGGCUUCCUGGACGACUCCGAGAUCGAGAACCUCGUCGCCUUCGCCCAGAAAGAUCUCGGCAUGAAGGUAUCCACCUAGUAGAACAACCAAGCAGCGCGGAGUGGCAGACAGAUGCAUCAUCCUCCUGCAUCGAUCUAUGACAGAACGAAUCUGGCUAUGAACUGAUGAGCCAGCAGUGUCCUUGUAUCGUAGCACCUAGCUAGAUUUUGAGAUGCUGUCUUUGUUUAAUUUUCUCCCCUUGCUAUAAUUUGUGUGGCGGAUUCUACAAACUUUAAUAUCCAGGGUAUGGUAUGUGUAAACACCGCAAAUUAAUGGAGGGGUGUUAGUUUGUGACUUUGUGUGUGUGUUAACCAGCUGCAUGCAUGAGUUGUGUGCGGCAAUAUCCAGGAAUAUAAGAAAUUGAAAC